CUUCAAGACAAACUCAGAGAGAAUGUUGUUUUAGAUUUGCCACAAAUCGUUGUUAUCGGCGGUCAGUCUUCGGGAAAGUCUAGUGUUUUGGAGAGUAUCGUUGGCCGCGAUUUCCUGCCCCGCGGGUCGGGUAUUGUCACCCGAAGACCACUCGUUCUGCAAUUGAUAUCCGAUAAAAAUAACACAAAACCGUUCGGAGAAUUUCUUCAUUCGCCGGGAAAACGGUUUUACAAUUUCCAUGAAAUCCGCGAUGAAAUCACAGCUGAAACCAAAAGAGAGGUUAAGGAAAGCACAGGAGUCUCAUCAAAACCAAUCAAUCUGAAGAUCUAUUCACCGGAUGUGUUGGAUCUAACUCUCGUAGAUCUGCCGGGAAUGACAAGAGUGGCUGUUGGGGAUCAGCCCAACGAUAUCGAGAAAUUGAUUGAAAAUAUGAUUUUAAAUUAUAUUAAAAAAGAUAACUGUCUGAUACUCGCUGUAACUGCAGCCAACCAAGAUUUGGCCACAUCUGAUGCUCUCAAACUUGCGAAACGAGUUGAUCCCAAAGGUGAUCGAACCAUCGCUGUGUUGACACAAUUGGACAUAAUGAACCCUGGUACUAAUGCCAGGGAUAUACUCAAUGGAAAACAUAAACUGCAAUUUAAACGCGAUUUCAUUGGUGUCGUUAAUCGAUCCCAAAAAGACAUCGACGAGAAGAAAGACAUUAAGAAAGCAAAUGGCCAUCGCGAUUUCAUUGGUGUCGUUAAUCGAUCCCAAAAAGACAUCGACGAGAAGAAAGACAUUAAGAAAGCGUUGGCCGACGAAAGCAAGUUCUUCGCCGAACAUCCGGCUUAUGGGCCAGAAAUGGCCAAACGAUUGGGUAUUAAAUACCUUCAGGAAUAUCUACAACAGGAACUGUCAAACCAUAUCUCCCGAAAGUUACCGCCUUUGAAGUCCAAACUACAGUUGAAAUUACGUGAAACUAACGAUAGAUUAGAGAAAAUUGAGUUUCCACUGAAAGAUGACGAUAAAGAAGGGCUUUUGUCUGAUAAGAGCAGCCAUUUUCUGGAGCUGUUUAAGAGUUCAAUGGGAGGAAAGGUAUGGGAAGUGAAUGUCAAGCAAUUGAGCGGCGGAUCAAAGAUUAAUCUACUGAUGAACGACACGUUUGCCACAGAAGUGGAUCAAAUGUUUUGCGAUGAAAGUCGUUUGAACGGUGAGAUCGUGACCGCCAUUCAAAACGCUUUCGGCACACGUUUGGGAGUCUUCGUACCCGACGCUGCCUUUACUUCAUGUGUUGUGAUGCAAAUCGAACACUUCCGGAAACCAUCGCUAUAUUGUGUGGAUUUG
This is a messenger RNA of Medioppia subpectinata, 1323 nucleotides long. The record is from the annotation of a GenBank genome assembly. Lineage: Eukaryota; Metazoa; Arthropoda; Arachnida; Sarcoptiformes; Oppiidae.